CAUUGUAAUGCAACUGGUUGACGAAUUUAAACAUGGUAGCCUCCGUAACACGCCACGCCGACGCAGUAACUAUGUAAUUUUCAAACCAAAUGUAGUAUUUCAUCAAGUAAUUAUACAUUUGUUAUAGUAAGAACAGCUUCAGGUGACGUUUGAGCUAAAUGUCGGCGUCAUUGGUCUUUAAUGCGACAAAGGUCAGACCGCUUCUAUCCCGGUGCAGGUCGCUGUCCACCGACCAGCCGACACCAGGGAAUGGCUCACCAAGUGUCCCCACCGAGACUGAACGCCAAAGACCCUGGAAGGACCCCAGGGGCUGCUCCGUGUUCCUCUUCCCCGGCCAGGGCAGCCAGUUUGUGGGCAUGGGACGCGGACUGUUGAGGUACCCCAACGUUGAAGAAAUGUUUAAGGUGGCUCAGAAGGUGUUGGGCUACGACCUGCUGUCUCUGUGCCUGGAGGGACCCGAGGAGGAGCUGAUGAAGACGGUUCACUGCCAGCCGGCUGUGUUCGUCACCUCCUUGGCUGCUGUGGAGAGGCUGAACCAGGAAAACCCAAAAGCCAUUGAGACGUGUGUCGCGGCUGCUGGUUUCAGUGUGGGAGAGUUUGCUGCAUUGGUCUUCUCCGGAGCCAUGACUUUUGCAGAAGCUCUGUAUGCGGUGAAGGUGCGUGCAGAGGCCAUGCAGAGAGCUUCCGAGCUGGUCCCCAGCGGGAUGCUGUCAGUGGUGGGCAAACCUCAGGCCCAUUAUAAGUACGCCUGCCUGCAGGCCAGAGAGCACUGCAAGGCUUUGGGCGUGGAGGAGCCCAUCUGCACCGUGGCUAACUACCUUUUCCCCGACGGCAGGGUCAUCGCCGGGCACCAGCAGGGGCUGGAUUUCCUGCAGCGGAACUCCAGAACUCUUCAGUUUGUGAGGACCAAACUGCUGCCAGUGGGUGGGGCGUUCCACACCGAGCUCAUGAAGUCGGCCGCAGAUCCCCUCAGGGAUGUUCUCAGACAGCUGGAGGUGCGGCGCCCCGAGAUCAACGUGUACUCCAACGUGGACGGCAAGCGCUACACGAGCGACGGCCACGUGCGGCGGCAGCUGGUCAAGCAGCUGGUGGCGCCAGUCAAGUGGGAGCAGACGUUGCACGAGCUCUACGAGCGGGGGCGGGGUGAAAACUUCCCGCACACCUACGAGGAGCAAUGCCGAACUACCCCCGUCACUUUGCCGAGAGCUGAGCAGGUGACAAGGCCGAUGAUGGUGCACCAGUGACGGGCAGGGGAAGGGCGAGGUCCAGCCUGCUGGGAGGAUGCAGCAUCCUGCUAGCCUACACUGAUGACUGGC
Molecule: messenger RNA, 1316 nt
Organism: Dunckerocampus dactyliophorus (ringed pipefish)
Lineage: Eukaryota; Metazoa; Chordata; Actinopteri; Syngnathiformes; Syngnathidae
Gene: mcat
Product: malonyl CoA:ACP acyltransferase (mitochondrial)
Exons: 6
Coding region: 159-1244 (361 amino acids)
Molecular function (GO): transferase activity
Source: RefSeq, a predicted model, not a curated record